Messenger RNA from Drosophila miranda, 392 nucleotides. Its product is annotated as nuclear pore complex protein Nup133-like. Bases 15 to 377 code for a protein of 120 amino acids. The record is from RefSeq and is a predicted model, not a curated record. The transcript is spliced from 2 exons. Gene Ontology annotation, molecular function: protein binding. NCBI's taxonomy places the organism in Eukaryota, Metazoa, Arthropoda, Insecta, Diptera, Drosophilidae.
AGAAAUUUUCGUCAAUGCUUAUUGAAAUGAACACGGGCAGCGACAAGGAUCCGCUCUUGGUUGGCAUGUGCUGCGAGAGAAAUUCUCCUGAAGGUGAAACCGUGGUGGCUGUGCUCUCGUAUCGUUCGAUCCAGCGCUGGAGUUUGUCAAACAAAGGGAAUACAGAACAUUUACUCCACGAGGAUGAAGAGGUGGUGCGCCGGAUUCGCGAAGAGUUUAAGCAAAAGUUCUGGAAUCUCCGUACUCCCGCGGACAAUGUGGAAAUCGAGUUGCAUCUGCUGGACUUUCAUAUCGUAGAUGACAAGGCUUACAUAUUGGCUGGAGCUGUUAACGCUGCCCACGCUCCACAGAUGUGCUAUGCCGUUGGUAAGUAUUGAAUUUGUCAUUCAACA